AUGCCUCCUAAACGCAAGGCUACGGACGGCGGUCGGUCAAGCAGGGCUUCGAAACGGGCGACUCCUGUGCCGGGAAUUGAGGAUAUCGGCAGCAGCGAUGAAUACUCGGACUAUGUGGAUGAGAAGGAGGACAAUCUGAAAGGCAAGCUCUCUUAUACAGAUGUCGUGGACAAAUUCUCCCUCGAGUCUUUCAGCAACAAGAAAAACCCGUCUGUUUCGAAACACGAUCCGAACUUUGGUUACAAAGACUUCUCCUCGCUCUCCCUGAAACCGGACCAUGCGAACCGUCCUUUGUGGAUUGAUCCGCUGAAAGGCACCAUCACCCUGGAGAGUUUCUCCCCACUGGCGCCCCAGGCACAAGACUUUCUGACCACGAUCGCCGAACCUCUUUCUCGCCCGACGCACUUGCACGAAUACCGUUUGACUGGGAACAGUUUGUAUGCGGCCGUGUCCGUUGGCCUGCAGCCCGCUGACAUCAUCAACUUCCUUGAUCGGCUGUCCAAGACGCCCCUUCCCGAUACCAUCAAGUCGUUCAUUAUUGACUUCACCAAGUCCUACGGAAAGAUCAAGGUCGUUUUGAAACACAACCGCUUCUUUGUGGAAAGUACGGACCCUGCGAUGCUUCAGAUGCUCCUCCAAGAUGAGGUCAUUGGGCAACAAAGAGUGAAUGGUUCUGAGGGAAUCAUCCAGCAAGCGGCUCCAAAAAUGGGUGGGCUUGUGAUCCCCGGAACCAAGGAUGCUGCUGGUGUACAACAGACCUCGGAGGAAAAGCCAGCGAAUGGCGUCCCGGGCCAAGAUCGAAAAGAGGAUGAUAUUCUUCUCGCUAUUCGUGAUGAUGAUGACGACGAUGAACAAGCCCAAGUGCAUAGCUUCGAGAUUCCGAACGAAGCUGUGGAGUCUGUCAAAGCGCGUUGCCAGGCCAUGGGUUGCCCCGCCCUUGAGGAGUAUGAUUUUCGAAAUGACGAAAUCAAUCCGACUUUGGAUAUCGAUCUGAAGCCCAAUGCCCGGAUUCGGAGCUACCAGGAGAAGAGCUUGAGUAAGAUGUUCGGUAACGGACGUGCAAAGAGUGGCAUUAUCGUUCUGCCAUGUGGUGCGGGAAAGACGUUGGUAGGCAUCACGGCUGCCUGCACGAUCAAAAAGGGAACGAUUGUUCUCUGCACGAGCUCCAUGUCGGUUGUCCAGUGGAGGAAUGAGUUCUUGCGCUGGUCAAAUAUCGACCCUGGUGACAUUGCGAUUUUCACCUCCGACAACAAAGAGAAGUUUCGUCGAUCCACUGGUAUCAUUGUCUCGACGUAUUCAAUGGUAUCUCAAACAAGGGCCCGUUCGCACGAUGCCCAGAAGAUGAUGGAUUGGAUCCAAUCGCGCGAAUGGGGUCUUAUGAUUCUCGACGAGGUGCACGUCGUGCCAGCAUCCAUGUUCCGGAAGGUCACUUCGGCCAUUGCGACGCAAAGCAAGCUGGGUUUGACCGCGACUCUGCUGCGUGAGGACGACAAGAUCAAGGAUUUGAACUUUUUGAUUGGUCCCAAAUUGUAUGAAGCUAAUUGGAUGGAACUUGCUGAGCAAGGUCAUAUCGCCAAGGUCCAGUGCGCUGAGGUGUGGUGUCCAAUGACUACGGAAUUCUACACGGAAUACAUGAGAGAAAAGUCGCGAAAGGCCGCUUUACUUUACAUCAUGAACCCCCGAAAAUUCCAGGCCUGCCAGUUCCUGAUUGACUACCACGAAAAAAGAGGUGACAAGGUCAUUGUGUUCUCUGACAACGUGUACGCCCUCGAACGGUAUGCGCUCAAACUGAACAAAGCCUAUAUCUAUGGUGGGACUCCGCAAAACGAACGAAUGCGGAUUUUGGAAAAUUUCCAACACAAUGAGCAAGUCAAUACAAUUUUCCUUUCCAAGAUUGGAGACACAUCGUUGGAUUUGCCGGAAGCCACCUGUCUGAUUCAGAUUUCCUCGCAUUACGGUUCGCGACGUCAAGAAGCGCAAAGACUCGGUCGAAUCCUGCGAGCUAAGCGCCGCAAUGACGAAGGGUUCAACGCUUUCUUCUAUUCACUCGUGUCCAAGGACACCGAUGAAAUGUUCUAUUCAUCGAAACGGCAAGCUUUCCUCGUUGACCAAGGCUAUGCGUUCAAAGUCAUCACCCACCUCCAAGGCAUCGAGAAUCUGGAAGGGCUCGCAUAUGCCACCCCUGCCGAGCGCCGCGAACUAUUACAGGAAGUCAUGCUGCAGAAUGAGACGUCUGCCGAGGUCGAGAAUGUCACGGACGAUCUCUUUUCGGAGCGCUCCGGCGGACUGAAGGGUAGAACCAGGGGUGGUGUUAAGAGGAGCGCAGCGACUCUUAGUGGGCUGGCCGGUGGCGAGGACAUGGCCUAUAUUGAGUACAACAAGAGUAGGAACAAGCAAUUGAAGGACAAAGCAGGCCACCACCCACUGUUCAGGAAAUUGGAACGCGAGCGCCUGAAGCGGAAGAAGGAGCUUCAAGAUAUCAUUCGGUGA
Aspergillus viridinutans is the source of this 2490-nucleotide messenger RNA. Its product is annotated as TFIIH/NER complex ATPase/helicase subunit SSL2. The transcript is spliced from 3 exons. Gene Ontology annotation, biological process: transcription initiation at RNA polymerase II promoter; nucleotide-excision repair. Gene Ontology annotation, molecular function: DNA binding; hydrolase activity; ATP binding. The record is from RefSeq and is a predicted model, not a curated record. NCBI's taxonomy places the organism in Eukaryota, Fungi, Ascomycota, Eurotiomycetes, Eurotiales, Aspergillaceae. Gene Ontology annotation, cellular component: nucleotide-excision repair factor 3 complex; transcription preinitiation complex; transcription factor TFIIH holo complex. Bases 1 to 2490 code for a protein of 829 amino acids.